AUGGCAAGGUACAUCCAGGAAUUCGAAGUUGUCUGUGGUUUCCGUCAAGGUGUCGGAGCCCUCGAUGAAUUCCACUUUCCCAUUUCGCCACCAAAGGAGCACGCCACAGACUACCAUAGCUAUAAAGGCUGGCACAGCAUCAUCUUGCUGGCGCUUGUGGAUCACAAGUACCGCUUUAGGUAUGACAACGUUGGUGCCCCUGGACGCUGCCACGACGCACACGUGUUUCGCCUUUCAAAGCUGUCGAAGAUGAUUGACAGUUCGCUUUUUGAAACCCCGCAUGCCACAAUAGGCAGCAGCAUAUCGGCACCACCAAUAAUUCUUUGUGAUCAGGCUUUUCCAUUGGCACAAAACAUGAUGAAGCCCUUUUGA
Dermacentor silvarum is the source of this 372-nucleotide messenger RNA. RefSeq lists its product as uncharacterized. Bases 1 to 372 code for a protein of 123 amino acids. The transcript has 2 exons. NCBI's taxonomy places the organism in Eukaryota, Metazoa, Arthropoda, Arachnida, Ixodida, Ixodidae. The record is from RefSeq and is a predicted model, not a curated record.